Messenger RNA from Budorcas taxicolor (takin), 3577 nucleotides. RefSeq names its product cAMP responsive element binding protein 5 (gene CREB5). The record is from RefSeq and is a predicted model, not a curated record. Lineage: Eukaryota; Metazoa; Chordata; Mammalia; Artiodactyla; Bovidae. Gene Ontology annotation, biological process: regulation of transcription by RNA polymerase II. Bases 54 to 1562 code for a protein of 502 amino acids. The transcript is spliced from 11 exons. Gene Ontology annotation, molecular function: cAMP response element binding; DNA-binding transcription factor activity, RNA polymerase II-specific.
CCGGGCUCCGCUCUUGCCUUCUCCACACUUGUUUGAUUUAUGAGGAGUCCAAGAUGAAUUUGGAGCAGGAGAGGCCGUUUGUCUGCAGUGCCCCAGGCUGCUCCCAGCGCUUCCCAACAGAGGAUCAUCUGAUGAUUCAUAGGCACAAGCACGAAAUGACUUUGAAGUUUCCCUCAAUAAAAACAGACAAUAUGUUAUCAGAUCAGACUCCAACCCCAACGAGAUUCCUGAAGAACUGCGAGGAGGUGGGGCUCUUCAGUGAGUUGGACUGCUCCCUAGAGCAUGAGUUUAGGAAGGCUCAGGAGGAAGAGAGCAGCAAGCGGAAUAUCUCGAUGCAUAACCCCGUUGGUGGGGCCAUGGCGGGGCCUGGAGCUCACCAGCUCGGCAGCGCCCGGAUGCCCAACCAUGACACCAGCGUUGUGAUUCAGCAAGCCAUGCCGUCACCCCAGUCCAGCUCUGUCAUCACGCAGGCCCCUUCCACCAACCGCCAGAUCGGGCCUGUCCCAGGCUCUCUAUCUUCUCUGCUCCAUCUUCACAACAGACAGAGACAGCCCAUGCCAGCCUCCAUGCCUGGGACCCUGCCCAACCCUACAAUGCCGGGUUCUUCUGCCGUCUUGAUGCCAAUGGAGAGACAAAUGUCAGUGAACUCCAACCUCCUGGGAAUGCAAGGUCCAAAUCUCAGCAACCCCUGUGCUUCUCCCCAAGUCCAGCCAAUGCAUUCAGAAGCUAAGAUGAGGCUGAAGGCUGCAUUGACUCACCACCCUGCCGCCAUGUCGAAUGGGAAUAUGAACACCAUGGGACACAUGAUGGAAAUGAUGGGCUCCCGGCAGGACCAGACGCCACACCAUCACAUGCACUCACACCCGCACCAGCAUCAGACACUGCCGGCCCACCACCCCUACCCGCACCAGCACCAGCACCCAGCGCACCACCCUCAUCCUCAGCCCCAUCACCAGCAGAACCACCCACAUCAUCACUCCCACUCCCACCUUCAUGCACACCCAGCACACCACCAGACCUCGCCACACCCACCCCUGCACUCCGGCAACCAAGCACAGCAGGUUUCACCAGCAACACAACAGAUGCAGCCCACCCAGACAAUACAGCCACCCCAGCCCACAGGGGGGCGCCGGCGAAGGGUGGUGGAUGAGGAUCCUGACGAGAGGCGGCGGAAAUUUCUGGAACGGAACCGGGCGGCCGCCACCCGCUGCAGACAGAAGAGGAAGGUCUGGGUGAUGUCACUGGAAAAGAAAGCAGAAGAACUCACCCAGACAAACAUGCAGCUUCAGAACGAAGUGUCCAUGUUGAAGAAUGAGGUGGCACAGCUGAAGCAGCUGUUGUUAACGCAUAAAGACUGCCCGAUAACAGCCAUGCAGAAAGAGUCACAAGGAUAUCUCAGUCCGGAGAGCAGCCCUCCUGCAAGUCCCGCCCCGACAUGCUCGCAGCAGCAGGUCAUCCAGCAUAACACCAUCACCACUUCCUCGGCAGUCAGCGAGGUGGUAGGAAGCUCCACCCUCAGCCAGCUCACCACUCACAGAACAGACCUGAACCCCAUCCUCUAAAAUCUGUGGGUCACACCUUGCCUUCAAGAAGAGCUGUUGCAUAUCCUGCGUCCUUUCUUUUAAGGGCAUUUUUAGAAUUAACUCAGACCUGGAAGACUCCUCAGCCCUUCAAAGACUGGCUUUCAUUUUUAUAGUUAUUAUGGAAAUGUUGUCUUUUAUACUUAGUUAUAUAAGAAAAAAGGGAGUUAUGCAAUUAAUAAUCUAUCAGCUUGGGAAAUGCUUUGGUGCUUUCCUCCAAUUUUCUGGUACCAGUUACUUGUUUAUAAACUGAACUCUCUCUGUACAUAGUCAUGGUUUCAUUCUUAUCAGUCAAACCCUUUGCCUGAAAUGUUGAAUCUUGUUAAACCGCAGCUUUUAGCCAAAAUGAGGCGUACAUAGAUGUCCAGUAAACAGAUUGCAAGGCGACUGGGAGGUGGAGUCUGAUGACAUCAUAACUCAUGUUGAGUUUGUGCUAUGAUGUCACCAGAAUGCCAGGCAAACAUAGAGCCUUUUCCACAACUGUUUCUCUUACUAUUAAAAAAAUAUUAAUAGAAGCUCCACUGAUGUCCAAAUAAAAUCAGCAAGGAUCUCACCACUCCUCCUCCUCCUCCUCUUGGUCCACUUCCUUGACUGCCCAAUUUUCCUUUCCAUUUCCACUUUUACCUGGGCUCCCUGUUGACUUUUUAUUGUUACUUUCUUCUGUUUUAUUUUUUCCCUUAAGCAUUGCAUGUAAAGAAGAAAAAAAUGUUUAAAGGAAAAAAAAAAAGCUAAUGUGGACCUAGCCAUGGCUUCCCUUGCAUGUGACCCACAGCUGGAGUUCAUUCAACUCUUGCUUUUUACACAAGAGUAACCAGGAGACAUUUAAUGUGCCUGAUUUAAUGUUUUUAAUAAUCAGAACAAAUAAAAGGUGGCUUAGCCAUAGGUGAAGCACUGUUGAAUGCCAGCUGUGGAGACACUAGGGAAGGGAGCUUUAUAAGCCUCAAUUGUGAAAGUCCAAAUUACGAUGCAAGGUUAUAACAUCACACCCUCAAAUUACAACUGGUUUUAUAUGGCCUGUCUAUAAUGUUGAAAAUCCAUGUACUAUAUAAUAAUGCAGAAGGGCUCUAUUCACUACACGGAUUACAUUGUUCAGUCAUCAGCUGCUAAUAGCCUAAGAUUUAUUAUUGUUUUUUUCUUAAGCCUAUGGAACCGUCUUUGCUGUUCUGGUGGGUGAAAGUAGACAAACUACUGGAGGAACAAAGAGAGAAAGAAAACCUCGUGCUUCCGUAGAGCUGCUCUCAGCCCUUCCACCACAGCUAAAGCACUCUGGCUGUUGAAAGAAUCCCAUGGAUAUGGCUACUCCACUCUUCUGCUAAUCCUGGUUUAUAUUUUCAGCAACUUUUCUGGACUUUCCCAUUAUAAAAAGCAGACAGUUGUGCCUCCUUGAAACAAGCCAUUUUACUUGGUGAAGGUUUUCAUAUCAGAACUCACAAGUAACGGGGCUAAUGUUUUUCUCUAGUGGUCUAGGCAGGUGCUGGUGUUUCAUCUCUAUGUGAAUGACCUCCAAACAUGAGUGUGUGUGUGUGUGUGUGUGUGUGUGUGUGUGUGUGUGUGUGUGAGAGAGAGAGAGAGAGAGAGACAGACAGACAGACAGAGAGAGGGGAAGAUUAUGGGAUUUAAAAGAACAGUAUUUUACAAAAUGUGUAGCUUUUUUAAGAGUUCAGAAUAGGGAAGGAUGUGAUUUUUUUCUCUCACUAUAGUAUAAUAAUCUAUUUUGGAGAAAAAAAGAAAAUAUAAGGGUCAUGAAGCAUGGUUUUUAUAACUAGUUUUAGUUUUAUCUAAUAACUUGCUUUUUAAAUCAAUAUUUAUCAACAAUCUUUUCAUGUAUGCAGUGCUUUCAAAAAGAAAGUUUUGAGUUUCCAGGAAAACUCAUAACUUGGAGAUAUGAUCUAAAAAAAUCAAAACAAAGACAAAAGCAAAAAAAAAAGAAAGAAAAGAGAAAAAAGGAAAAAAAAUGCAAACAAGAAAAGGAUUUUCUAUUAUAUUUUAGACAAACA